This is a messenger RNA of Lodderomyces elongisporus, 1722 nucleotides long. RefSeq names its product mitogen-activated protein kinase kinase (gene MKK2). Gene Ontology annotation, biological process: regulation of fungal-type cell wall organization; protein phosphorylation; cell integrity MAPK cascade. The transcript has a single exon. NCBI's taxonomy places the organism in Eukaryota, Fungi, Ascomycota, Pichiomycetes, Serinales, Debaryomycetaceae. The record is from RefSeq and is a predicted model, not a curated record. Gene Ontology annotation, molecular function: ATP binding; MAP kinase kinase activity. The coding region runs from base 1 to 1722 and encodes 573 amino acids.
AUGUCAGGAAUUCCACUCUUUAAUGUACCAAAUACCAAAAGGGCGUUCAAUAGUCCUGCCCUUCCAUCCUUGUCCAUUCCAGAAAGCCACAAUAAUACAAAACCACCGCGUUUACUGCUAAAUACCAAUAACACCAAAACAAAUAGUGACUGUUAUAAAUCGAUAAACAACAACCUCAACAACCUCAACAACAACCUCAACAACAACAACAAUGAUGCAUUUGAAUCUCAUUUUGCUCAAGCAUUGAACUUGAAUCAGGUUGAACAUAGAGAUGACUUCACUGCACCGAAAAAUGUAGACAAUCAAACCACAUUUCCCGCAGUCCCACCACAAAGACCACAAAUAGUCAAUGUCAACUCGACUUCUUCGUCAUCGUCUAUGUCUUCAACCACACCGGUAACAGCACAAUCAAUUGCGUCAUCAUCAAGCUCAACAAAGCUUAAACGGAAACCACCUCCACGCUCAACCACAGAUCAUUCUCAACAAAUUGGAAAUGAGGGCCAUGAUGGAAAACUAAAAGCAAAAGAACAAAGGAAUAAAGAAGAGGAAGCAGAAGAUAGAGAAGAAGAAGAAGAAGAAGAAGAAGAAAAAGAUGAUGACAAUGACGAUGACGACGACAUGAAGGACGAAGAAAAUUGUGAAAAGGGCCAAAAAGGGGAAGAUACAGCGGUGAGGAGCAAAGAGCAAGAAGUGGAAAUAAGUGGAAACAAUACCCUUGAAACUAGGCCAAAUUACGAAAAUAUUGACAAUAGGGCACGCAAUCCUCUGCCGAUUGCCAAUAAUAUACGCAAAUACAUGUAUUUGGAGGAUAUUAAACCGUACGAGUGGCACUAUUUGGCCAACAAUAACCAAAUAAAAAAAGUUGGGAGUUUGGGUGAAGGAAAUGGAGGAGCAGUAACAAAAUGCUAUAUACUGCAAAUGCCUACACGACCACUCUUUGCGUUAAAACUAAUAAUCACAGACCCUGAACCGCAAAUACAGAAACAAAUUUUUAGAGAAUUAGAAAUCGCUCGCAAAUAUCAACAUCAAAACAUUGUAAAGUACUAUGGUACGUUUCUACAAGAAAAACAGAGCAUGAUUGGAAUCACCAUGGAAUAUAUGGACGGUAAAUCAUUGGACGCGAUAUACAAGGAAGUUCUCAAACGUGAUCCUACAAAUCGUAUCAAUGAAAAAGUAUUGGGCAAAAUAGCCAACUCGAUCCUCAAUGGUUUAGACUAUCUACAUCUGAAAAAUAUUAUUCACAGAGAUAUUAAACCCUCAAAUGUCCUCCUAGACACCAAGGGAGCGGUAAAACUAUGUGACUUUGGCGUUAGUGGAGAAGCAGUUAACUCACUCGCAUCGACAUUUGUAGGAACACAAUACUAUAUGGCACCAGAAAGAAUUAUGGGUAAAGAUUAUUCGAUAUCUAGUGAUAUAUGGUCAUUGGGCAUGUCAAUGCUUGAAGUGGCAAAUGGUAAAUUCCCCAUAGAUUUAAGUUUAGGCCCAAUCGAAGUUGUGGAGAUGGUACUGAGAAGCGAACUACUUCUUAAAGACUCGGAAAUAGACAAUAUCCAUUGGACAUUUGAAUUCAAACGAUUUAUAUCUAGAUGUCUUAUUAAGGACAGCAAAAGAAGACCCAUUCCAAGAGAAAUGUUGGCACAUGACGAAUGGUGCGUUUCUCAACUGAAGGAAAAAGUUAAGAUGGACAAGUUUGUCAAAGUCGUUUGGAAAUUGAAUGAGUGA